Molecule: messenger RNA, 1086 nt
Organism: Cylindrotheca closterium
Lineage: Eukaryota; Bacillariophyta; Bacillariophyceae; Bacillariales; Bacillariaceae
Source: the annotation of a GenBank genome assembly
AUGAGGCAAACUCCAUAUUCUCAAAAUAACCAAAGGCGGCAAAGGAAUGGAAACUACACUCCGUUUCGCACCAGUGGAUCGUUGAUCACUUCCACUGCGGCAGCAGUAUGUUGUUUGUGCAUAAUGAUCGCUGCCAUUGCUGGUUGGAGGUAUUCCGAUUCAUAUUUUGAAUCGUAUGUCAAAACCACAGCCACUAUCGUAGGCGUGGAGGAACAAGUUGAAGUCGAAGACGACGGUGACAACACCAUCGAGUACACCACCGAGUACUGUCCCAAAAUACAGUUCUUUACAGUGGGCGAGGACCCUGCACGAAACAUUACCACUAUUAUGGACACAGCAUGUGACGAGGAUGUUGACGACUUCGUCCUGGGAGAUUCGGUAGAUAUUCGGUACGAUCCUUCGGAUCCAACCGACGUGGUAGAAGCAAUUAUUCCAGAGAUUAUUGAAGCGGCCGUGAUUGGUACCAUUGCCAUAACGCUAAUAUGUGCGGGUUGCUACGUCUUGAUUGGUAUACAUUUUUACAAGGCUACAAAGGGCAGCGACAAUAGCAGUAGCAACAUUCAAGAGCAACAUGCAUACAGCAACAACAACAACAGCCAGCACUCUACUCCCUCUUCCAUUCCAAUGACAAACCUCGGUGUCAAUGACACCGAGUAUAACAAUCCGUAUGGAUACAGCAACAACAACAAUACAUACGCCAAUUCGGAACCGGUUGGAAACACCUAUACCUCUUCGCAACCGGUGGAAACCACUGCGUCGGCAGUUAUUGUUUCUCCAAACGAAACGCAAGUCGGAUCAUCACCUUCCAUGGCAUCCGCCUAUCCCGAAGGAACCACCGCAAACACUGGCAUUGCGGCUGGAGAGGAAGCACCACCCAUUGUAGGCUGUGUCUUGGUCGAUGACAACAAUAAUGCUGCUUCAUCUUCCGGCGGCGUCAGCCAACAAUCUUAUCCUCGUUCCGGCGGCAGCAAUACCUAUGUGAGCCCCUCUGAUUUACCCCUGAAUCCAGUGGUACCCACUUCGUCCUAUGUGAGUCCAUCGGACAUUCGUGAAGCAAUGGCGACUGUGGAUAGGCCUUACCGGUAA